UCUUUACACACCUCCUCCUGUAACGCUUCCAAGGUUUGAAGUUUCAUCAAAAGGAACUAAAGAUAAUCUGGUAAGAGGUGGCAAAACCAAAGAUAUUCUUGUUCACUUAUUGUGGUCUCAACAAGCUGACAUGAAACUCUCACCACUUAUUCUGCUUUUGGCCAUUCUAAAUGCUGAAUUGAUUGAAGUCCUUGGUACAAGCUUAAGGUCACAGCGGUUUAAAGGACGUGUUCAGCGUGACCGAAGAAACAUCAGGCCCAACAUUAUUCUCAUCAUCACAGACGAUCAAGAUGUGGAGCUUGGUUCCCUUCAGGUGAUGAACAAAACCAGAAGACUCAUGGAGCAAGGGGGUGCUCAUUUCACCAAUGCCUUUGUAACCACUCCAAUGUGCUGUCCAUCACGAUCUUCCAUGCUGACAGGAAAGUACGUCCACAAUCACAAUACGUACACAAACAACGAGAAUUGCUCCUCACCUUCGUGGCAGGCUACGCAUGAAACACGCACAUUCGCUGUGUUUCUAAACAACACAGGCUACCGAACAGCAUUCUUUGGGAAAUACCUCAAUGAAUAUAAUGGCAGCUACAUCCCACCAGGCUGGCGAGAGUGGGUUGGACUUAUAAAGAAUUCCCGUUUUUAUAACUACACCCUCAGUCGGAACGGGUUUAAGGAGAAGCAUGGAUUUGAUUAUUCCAAGGAUUACUUUACCGAUGUGAUCACCAACGACAGUAUCAAUUAUUUCCGCAUAUCCAAGAAGACAUAUCCACACAGGCCUGUUCUCAUGGUCAUCAGUCAUGCAGCACCCCAUGGCCCAGAGGAUUCGGCUCCACAAUUUUCAGAGCUCUUUCCCAAUGCCUCACAGCACAUUACACCUAGCUAUAACUAUGCUCCAAACAUGGACAAACACUGGAUUAUGCAGUUCACAGGAGCUAUGAGGCCGAUCCAUAUGGAAUUCACCAAUAUCCUCCAGAGAAAGAGACUGCAGACACUUAUGUCAGUUGAUGACUCGGUGGAUAGGAUAUUUCAGAUGCUUGCAGAGACUGGGGAACUGGACAACACCUAUGUCAUCUAUACUGCAGACCAUGGUUACCACAUUGGGCAAUUUGGACUGGUAAAGGGAAAGUCAAUGCCAUAUGACUUUGAUAUCCGGGUUCCUUUCUUUGUUCGUGGACCAAAUGUGGAACCAGGGUCAAUUAUUCCUCAGCUGGUUCUGAAUAUUGACCUCGCUCCCACCAUCUUGGAUAUUGCAGGACUUGAUGUUCCACCAGAUAUGGACGGCAAGUCUAUACUGAAACUAUUGGAAUCUGAGAAACCAAGGAACAGAUUCCGUUCAAAUAAAAAGGCUAGGAUUUGGCGUGACACAUUCCUCAUUGAGAGAGGCAAGUUACUCCGUAAGAAAGAAGAGGGAGCUGGUGAUGCGCAACAAACCAAUUACCUCCCUAAAUAUGAAAGAGUGAAAGAAGUGUGCCAACAGGCAAAGUACCAGACAGCCUGUGAACAACCAGGGCAGAAGUGGCAGUGUGUCGAAGAUGCUACAGGAAAACUUCGACUCCACAAGUGCAAAGGGACAACAAAAAUGCCAGCUGGCAGCAAGAAAAGUAAAAACCUGCGCACUCAGACCUACAGCAGUAAGGAUUGUGAGUGCUCAGAGAGUAGCUACAGGAUGAGUCCAUCUGAGAGAAGAAACCAGAGACAGUUCCUCAGGAUCCACACGACUCACAAAUUUAAACCUCGCUUCAUUCAUACUCGGCCAAUCCGCUCAGUUUCAGUUGAAUUAGAAGGUGAGAUUUAUGACAUUGACCUGGAAAUUAAAGAACUCAAGUCACUGAUGGCAAAAAAUAUGAGCGCAGCCUAUUCACGAGAGAAAACCCUGGCUGAAGAGGAAGACGAGAACAAGGACAUGAUUACUGAGGAUGGCAGAAAGGCUGAUGCAUCGCUGCUAGAUUCAGUCAAGGUCACACACAAGUGUUUCAUUCUUGCCAAUGACACAGUGCAUUGUGAGAAAGAGCUGUACCAGUCAGCUAGAGCAUGGAAGGACCACAAGAGUUACAUAGACAAAGAGAUUGAAGCUCUUCAAGACAAAAUAAAGAAUCUGAGAGAAGUGAGAGGCCACCUAAAAAGAAAGAAACCUGAGGAAUGUGACUGCAACAGAAAGAGUUAUUUUAGUAGAGAUAAAGGAAUGAGAAACCAAGGAAAACUGAAGAACAAGAACAAUCAUCUCCAUCCCUUUAGGGAAGUGGCUCAGGAGGUAGACAGUAAACUGCAACUGUUUAAGGAGAAUCGGAGAAAGAAGAAAGAUCGUAAAAUAAAGAAACGCUUGAGAAAGGGAGAUGACUGUAGCCUACCUGGUCUGACCUGCUUCACACAUAAUAAUGACCACUGGCAAACACCACCUUACUGGAACUUAGGAUCCUUCUGUGCUUGUACAAGUUCUAACAAUAACACUUACUGGUGUUUGCGAACCAUCAAUGAGACUCACAACAUCCUCUUCUGCGAAUUUGCCACAGGUUUCCUUGAAUAUUUUGACAUGAACAGUGAUCCAUAUCAACUGACGAAUACCGUACACAUGGUAGAACGGGAAGUUCUUAAUCAGUUGCACGUUCAGUUAAUGGAGCUUAGAAGUUGCCAAGGACACAAACAGUGCACUCCACGGGCUAAAGGUGUGGAAUCAGCAGAGGGCAGCUAUGGGAUGGAUGGGAAGGCUAAUCCAAUUAAACUGCCAAACUUCACAGAAUAUAUCAACUGGGAAGGACUUGAAAGCUUGUACAGUGUGGAUGAAAGCUUGUUUGAACACAGGCCUAAUUUUAGCCUUAGCUUUGGAGACUGGACUAAUUACUGGAAGGAUGUAGAUAGAACAUUUGCACUGUUGAAGACUUUUUCUGGACACAUUAAAACUUCUGAGCCCAUUGCAUUGACUAAGGGCGGGACUCUUGAUUUAUUGACCAUUGACACCACAGCACUGGACAUGGCAUCUACUGCAUCGCCUCUUUUGGAAAAUGUGUUUUCUACUGAGCCAGAGGGUGAAUCUAGUGGCCUGACUGUAUGGGAGAUAAAAGAAGAACAACCUGCCGUACUUAUAGACUCCAUGAACACAAUCCUAAAUUUUACAAGUGGCAACAGCGCUAAGGAGAAAGUGUUAAAUUACAAUCGCAUACCAGAUAAGCAUUUUUCAAAUUCUGAACGGUGGAGACAUAAUCGAACACAAGAACUGAUAAAAGAAUGGGUAGAGCUAGAAAAUGAUCUGGGUGUCAGUGGAAAUGGCCUGAUGGAGAUUGAGACCAGAAACAGCUUCUUACUACAGCCAAGUAAUGUGCUUCCAUCACCUAGCAAUCAGAAUGAAGUACAGGAUGAGAAGCUGAACAUCUUUGAAGAUCAAACGUACCUUCCUGCUGGUUCUGUUGGUCAGUUUUAUCGUCAAGCUGGCACAAUUCCUCGUGAAGCCAGUGUCAGCAGCAAUGAGAGUUCGGCAAGUGACCAACUUCAGGAAGAGCCCCCAAACAGUGGAGAAGGAAUUCAAGGGAAUUUCAGCAUAGAAGGCAGUGCCUUUCCCCCACCGUCCUUUCCUUAACUUACAACCCAUUCAUUAUUUAUUUGGACAGCUAGUAAUAACGGUUUGAUUUUUUUUAAGGAACAAUUUAUAUUGUGAGGCCUAAGCAAAACACAUUCCACUUCCAUUGGAGAUAGGUUUUAAUGACAGACCAACAUUGGCAGAAAUAUCACAAUUUUAUUUUAGCAGUGUCAUCUGGAAUGAGGGAACAAUAAGCUUAUAUUCCUCUUUUAAUUGAGCUCUUUUACAGUUCUUUAUAUAGAUAUGUAUUUAAAUGUUCAGUAUUAUGUAACCAGGAUCAAAAUGUCUCAAGGUGCAGCAAGAAAUUCUCCAAGCUUUCUCUAGUGUUCAGCCUGUAAAAAUGUCAUUGGUUUGGCCACUCGUGCAGAGUCUCAUGAUUGUGAGACUUCCGUUCCAAAAAGCCUCAUUGUACACGUUAAUUCACCAUCAACAAUGUAAAAGUACAGCAGUGUUUUCUUCUUACAAAGUUUUUUGCACUUUCAUCAUUCUUCACAAAAUAUUUGCAGAAUUUGGCUGCCAAGUGUGGAUGUAUUAACAGUGCAGAGCAUUGGCUCAGUAAGUUUUUUUUUUGAGCUGAUCAUUUUAGCUGUAAUGUGUAAAGGAAUUUUUAUUCUGCGUUCUUCACACUAAUGUGCUGUUACUUAUCAGUUGUUUUUUUUUCUAAAAUAUUUUAGAAUUGUUAUUUUUGCCUUUGCUUUUUUUUUAACCUUUGCCUGUUUUGAACCUCUUUUGAAUGAACGAACAAGGCAAAGUCAAAGUGCUGUAUUUUCUUUCAUUUCAUUACUUUUUCCCAUUUGCUGUCACACAUGCACACAUAAUAGGACACAAUAUUUAAAGGGAUAUUGUACAUCUGAAAAUGUUUUGCAAAUUCACUUUGUUGGCUGAGGGGCAAGAAUUAUCUGUCACUUUUAUCUUGACAACAUUAAGUGCACCUGUAAUAAUAGAACAUAGAACAUUACAGCACAGUACAGGCCCUUCGGCCCUCGAUGUUGUGCCGACCUGUCAUACCGAUCUCAAGCCCAUCUAACCUACACUAUUCCGUGUAUGUCCAUAUGCUUGUCCAAUGAUGACUUAAAUGUCCCCAAAGUUGGCGAAUCUACUACCGUUGCAGGCAAAGCGUUCCAUUCCCUUACUACUCUGAGUAAAGAAACUACCUCUGACAUCUGUCCUAUAUCUUUCACCCCUCAAUUUAAAGCUAUGCCUCCUCGUGCUCACCGUCACCGUCCUAGGAAAAAGGCUCUCCCUAUCCACCCUAUCUAACCCUCUGAUUAUUUUGUAUGUUUCAAUUAAGUCACCUCUCAACCUUCUUCUCUCUAAUGAAAACAGCCUCAAGUCCCUCAGCCUUUCCUCAUAAGCUCUUCCCUCCAUACCAGGCAACAUCCUAGUAAAUCUCCUCUGCACCCUUUCCAAAGCUUCCACAUCCUUCUUAUAAUGCGGUGACCAGAACUGCACACAAUACUCCAAGUGCGGCCGCACCAGAGUUUUGUACAGCUUCACCAUAACCUCUUGGUUCCGGAACUUGAUCCCUCUAUUAAUAAAAGCUAAAACACUGUAUGCCUUCUUAACAGCCCUGUCAACCUGGGUGGCAACUUUCAAAGAUCUGUGUACAUGGACACCAAGAUCUCUCUGCUCAUCUACACUAUUAAGAAUCUUACCAUUAGCCCUGUACUUUGCCUUCUGGUUACUCCUACCAAAGUGCAUCACCUCACACUUGUCUGCAUUAAACUCCAUUUGCCACCUCUUAGCCCAGCUCUGCAGCUUAUCUAUGUCUCUCUGCAACCUACAGUAUCCUUCAUCACUAUCCACAACUCCACCGACCUUGGUGUCGUCUGCAAAUUUACUAACCCAUCCUUCUACGCCCUCAUCCAGGUCAUUUAUAAAAAUGACAAACAGCAGUGGACCCAACAGCGACCCUUGCGGUACACCACUAGUAACUGGUCUCCAGGAUGAACAUUUCCCAUCAACUACCACCCUCUGUCUUCUUUCCAGCAAGCCAAUUUCCGAUCCAAACUGCUAUGUCUCCCACAAUUCCAUUCCUCCGCAUUUUGUACAAUAGCCUAUUGUGGGGAACCUUAUCGAAUGUCUUGCUGAAAUCCAUAUACACCACAUCAACCAGUUUACUCUCAUCUACCUGUUUGGUCACCUUCUCAAAGAACUCAAUAAGGUUUGUGAGGCACGACCUUCCCUUCACAAAACCGUGCUGACUAUCCCUAAUCAAUUUAUUCUUUUC
Messenger RNA from Stegostoma tigrinum, 5795 nucleotides. RefSeq names its product sulfatase 1 (gene sulf1). The transcript has 19 exons. Lineage: Eukaryota; Metazoa; Chordata; Chondrichthyes; Orectolobiformes; Stegostomatidae. Bases 131 to 3565 code for a protein of 1144 amino acids. The record is from RefSeq and is a predicted model, not a curated record. Gene Ontology annotation, cellular component: endoplasmic reticulum; cell surface; plasma membrane. Gene Ontology annotation, molecular function: glycosaminoglycan binding; N-acetylglucosamine-6-sulfatase activity.